This is a messenger RNA of Botrytis deweyae, 1137 nucleotides long. RefSeq lists its product as uncharacterized. NCBI's taxonomy places the organism in Eukaryota, Fungi, Ascomycota, Leotiomycetes, Helotiales, Sclerotiniaceae. The transcript has a single exon. The record is from RefSeq and is a predicted model, not a curated record. The coding region runs from base 1 to 1137 and encodes 378 amino acids.
AUGGCGACCCUGAACUACUCCUUACGGGUCAACGACGCGGUUUCGAACGCAGCUGGUAUCUUAGUAUCUGCGCCUCCUAACUAUAUCGUUUCAGCCGAUACUGCUACUAUUCCACCGUCGACUGGUAAUACCCUUGCUCCUCCUGAGAGUUCGGUAACUCAAUCACCAUCAUACUCGUUCCCAGAUCCUAAUGUCCUCAUUCUCACUACUUUCUCAACAACCACCGUUCCGUAUGUAGAUCCGGUCAUACAAGUUCCUACCCUAUCUUCAGACCAACCAGCAACUGAACAUGUCGCACCUAUCACUUCAUCUACAUCCGUCUUAUUUGGCUUUCCCGUGGUUUCCGCGGCACCAACAAGUACUAUAAACAUUAGCCCUUCUUCUACAAUACUUCCAAAUCUCUCACCUACAUCAUUAACUCCAACUCCGACUCUUACACCAUCGUACAUCAUUCCCACCACUCUUGAAACAUUAUCUUCCCCUCCAUCCCCACAAUCAACACAAGCACCUGCGUCUCUCACAUCCACCACAACAAUUCCCACCAACUCUAACUCUUCAACCAGUCACCUCGGAGCCUACAUAGGAGGCGCUUUCGGUGGUGCCGCAGUUAUCAUCCUUUUUCUCCUCGUCAUCUUCUGUCUUGCCCGCCGUCGCAAACGUAGAUCCCCCAAACACCAUCCCGACCGUCCCGCUUUCAUCGGCGGCUACGAAUUAAAAUUAGAUAAAGUAGGAGAUUUACAACGUGUGGUCCAUGAGAAAAUAGUUAGGAGGAAUACAUUUGAAGCGUGGAAGAGAGGUGUUGUGCCUGGUCUCAAGCAUAAUACAAAUGAUAUGGCUGGGAAAAGUGAAAUCAGUAUUAGUGGUGAAACACCCCAAACUGGAUAUUCAAGUCCGCUAGGAGAGGUUGCAGAAAGUGCAAUUUCGCCGGGCGUAGGUCAGGAGAGAAGAGAAUCGUUUGGAGAAGAGGAACGGAGCGAAGUUGGGGAUGAUGAGGAUACAUAUGUGGUCUCGCCGAUUGAGGAGGAGCAGAAACCUUCGAGACCUGUAUCUGGCAUUAGUCCUUUGAUAUUUGAAUGGGAGAAUAGAGCAGAUCAAAGAGGAGAUUCAACGACUGGGAUGAUUGGGCAGGCAAUAUAG